AUGCAGAUGCUCACCAAGUUUGAGUCCAAGUCGAACCGGGUGAAGGGCAUUGCCUUUCACCAGAAGCUGCCGCUGCUGGCGGCCUCGCUGCACAAUGGCUCGAUCCAGCUGUGGAACUACCAGACGGGCACGAUCUAUGAGCGACUCGAGGACCACGAGGGGCCUGUGCGUGGUGUGUCGUUCCACCCGACGCAGCCGCUGCUUGUGAGUGGCGGUGACGACUACAAGGUGAAGGUGUGGAACCACAAGACGGGCAAGAUCCUGUUCACGCUGCACGGCCACCUGGACUACGUGCGCACCGUCUUCUUCCACCACGAGCACCCGUGGAUCAUCAGUGCGUCAGACGACCAGACGAUCCGUAUCUGGAACUGGCAGAGCCGCACGUGUAUCGCGGUGCUGACGGGCCACAACCACUAUGUGAUGUGUGCGCAGUUCCACCCGCACGAGGACCUGAUCGUGUCCGCGUCGAUGGACCAGACGGUGCGCGUGUGGGACUACACGACGCUGAAGCAGAAGUCGACGACCGCGCAGCCGAUGAGCUUCGACGAGCAGAUGGCGCGCGUGAACAGCGCGCAGAUGGACCUGUUUGCGAAUAUGGAUGUUGUGGUCAAGUACGUGCUCGAGGGCCACGAGCGCGGCGUGAACUGGGUGUCGUUCCACCCCGCGCUCCCGCUCAUCGUGUCGGCGAGCGACGACCGCCAGAUCAAGCUGUGGCGCAUGUCCGACACCAAGGCGUGGGAGGUCGACACGUGCCGCGGGCACUACAACAACGUGUCGGCCGCGCUGUUCCACCCCCACGCGGAGCUGAUCCUCUCCGUAUCGGAGGACAAGACCAUCCGUGUGUGGGACAUGGGCAAGCGCACGGCCGUGCAGACGUUCCGGCGCGAGCACGACCGGUUCUGGGUGCUCACGGCGCACCCCCACCUGAAUCUGUUUGCGGCGGGCCACGACAGCGGCCUGAUCGUGUUCAAGCUCGAGCGCGAGCGCCCGCCGUUCGCGCUGCACAACAAGACGCUGUACUAUGUGCGCAACAAGCAGGUGCGCGCGCUCGACUACGGCACGGGCAAGGACCAUGCGAUGCUGAGCAUUCGGCGCCUGGGCAACCAGUACGUGCAGCCGCGGUCGCUGAGCUUCAACCCGGCCGAGCGCAGCGUGAUCGUCACCUCGCUCAACGGGGACGCCGGCGUGUACGACCUGGCGCCACUGCCGCACACGCCGCCGACGGAGCUGGGCGAGAGUGGGACGGUGGGCAAGCGCGGGCAGGGCACGACGGCGCUGUUCAUUGCGCGCAACCGCCUGGCGGUGCUGCAGAAAGCCACGCAGACGGUCGAGAUCCGCGACCUGUCGAACCAGGUGGUCAAGACGGUGGAGCUGCCGCACGCCACGAACGACAUCUUCUAUGGCGGCCCGUCGCACCUUGUGCUGAGCACGGGGGCGAGUGUCCUGCUGUUUGACAUGCAGCAGCAGGCGGUCGUGGCGGAGCUCGCGAGCCCCGCCGUCAAGUACGUGGUCUGGAGCCCCGACGCGCAGCGUGUCGCGCUGCUGAGCAAGCACACGAUCACGCUCACCGACAAGCAGUUCAGCGAGUCGCACAUGAUCCACGAGACGAUCCGGAUCAAGAGCGCGGCGUGGGACGCCAACGGUGUGCUGCUGUACAGCACGCUGAACCACAUCAAGUAUGCGCUGCCGCAGGGCGACACGGGCAUCAUCAAGACGCUGGAGCAGCCCGUGUACCUCACGUACAUCCAGGGCUCGACGGUGUACUGCCUGGACCGCCAGGCGUGCCCCCGCACGAUCACGAUUGACCCGACCGAGUGCCAGUUCAAGCUGGCGCUGCUCCACAAGCGCUACGACGAGGUGCUGCACAUCAUCCGCGCGUCGCGCCUCGUGGGCCAGUCGAUCAUUGCGUACCUGCAGAAGAAGGGCUUCCCCGAGAUUGCGCUGCACUUUGUGCAGGACAAGACGACGCGCUUCGACCUCGCGGUCGAGUGCGGCAACCUGGAGGUCGCGCUGGAGACGGCCGAGGCGAUCAAUGUGCCCGAGAUUUGGAAGCGCCUCGGCGAGGCGGCGCUCAAGCUGGGCGCGCACCACAUGGUCGAGCGCGCGUACCAGAAGACGAAGGACUUUGACCAGCUGAGCCUGCUGUACCUGAUCACCGGCAGCCGCGACAAGCUCGGCAAGAUGACCGCGAUCGCGGAGCGCCGCGGCAACAUGCAGAGCCUGUACCACAAUGCGGUGCUGCACGGCGACGCCGGUGCGCAGGUGCAGGUGCUGCGCGGCGCCGGCCUCGGCGCGCUCGCGUACCUGACGGCGCAGCGGGCCGGCGACGCCGCGCUGGCCGAGGCGAUCGCGGCCGAGGCGGGCCUCGACCCCGCCGAGGCGCAGGCCGCGCUCGGCGCGCCUGCGCCGACCGCGCGUGGGCCGCCGCCGGUCGUCUUCCCGACGUACCAGCACGACUGGCCGCUCACAGAGGCGAAGGAGAACUACUUUGACCAGGCGCUGCGGGCCAACACGAGUGACGGCGUCAUCUUCGAGGACAACGCGAUUGAGGCGCCCGCGGACGACGACGACUGGCUCGAGGGCGACGAGGCGCUCGUCGACGCGUCGGCGGCGGCGCCCGCCCUCGAUCUGAACGAGGCCGAAGAGGCAUGGGACCUGGACGAGUCGGCCAUGGCGCCGGCCGAGGAGGAGCUCGGCCAGCACAUGGCGCCGCUCACCGAUGUGGCGUCGCUCGAGGGCCUCGCGCCGGGCAGUGCCGAGGACGAGCACUGGCUGCGCAACUCGCCGGUGGCCGCCGACCUCGCUGCGGCCGGCGCGUUCGACAUGGCGCUGCAGCUGCUGCAGCGCCAGGCCGGCAUCGUCCACUUUGCGCCGCUGCAGCCGUGGCUGUGGCGCGCGUACGUCGCGGCACGCGCUGUGGUGCCCGGCGCGCCCGGCGCGCCGCCGCUGCUCGUGCACCUGCGGCGCAACAACGAGGCGUCGGAGGGCGACCUCGGCAAGGUGCUCCCUGCCAGUACGCUCUCGCUCGCGCACCUCGAGUCGCACGUGCUGCCGGACGCGUACCGCGCCGUGUCGGCGAACAAGCUGCCCGAGGCCGAGUCGCUCUUCCGCUCGCUCCUGCACCAGCUCGUGCUUACGCCGGCCGCGGACGAGGCGGAGGCGGCGCGCCUCGCGGAGCUGAUGGCCGAGUGCCGCGAGUACCUGAUCGGUGUGUCGAUCGAGCGCGAGCGCCGCGAGCUCGCCGCGUCGGAGGCACCGCCCGUCGCGCGGAUCCUGGAGCUCGCCGCGCUGUUCACGCACGUGCAAAUGCAGCCGCAGCACCAGAUGCUCGCGCUGCGGAUUGCCAUGAUGGAGGCGCGCCGCGUCGGGAACCUCGCGAUGGCCGGGCACUUUGCGCGCCGCCUCGCCGAUCUGCAGCCGCCGGCGAAGGUGCUGCAGGUGGCGCAGCAGAUCAUUGCGCUCUCGGACCGCCAGCCGCGCGACGCGGUGCCUGUGCCGGCGUACUCGGUGCACGAGCCGAUCUACGUGGUGUGUGCGGGCAGCCACACGCUGCUACCGGCGGGCGGCGCGAACGCCAUCGAGGACCCACUGACGGGCGCCAAGUACCUGCCCGAGUUCCGCGGCUCGGUGUGCCGCGUAAGCGAGAUCAGCGAGGUCGGGCGCCCCGCGACGGGGCUGCGUAGUCUCGCGUAG
This is a messenger RNA of Malassezia sympodialis ATCC 42132, 3693 nucleotides long. RefSeq names its product coatomer subunit alpha (gene COP1). Lineage: Eukaryota; Fungi; Basidiomycota; Malasseziomycetes; Malasseziales; Malasseziaceae. Gene Ontology annotation, biological process: endoplasmic reticulum to Golgi vesicle-mediated transport; intracellular protein transport; retrograde vesicle-mediated transport, Golgi to endoplasmic reticulum. The record is from RefSeq and is a predicted model, not a curated record. Gene Ontology annotation, molecular function: protein binding; structural molecule activity. Gene Ontology annotation, cellular component: COPI vesicle coat.